UGGCAAUGUAGAUUGUUCCAGUUUUCGAUAGCUCGUGAACGAGUAGUGCGGUUGUUUGGUUAGUUCUUUUUCGUGAUAAUUGUAAGGAGAAGUACGUAAAUAACAUCAUUACACGUUUAGUUUCUGACUUUUACGAUUUAGCGUUUGCAAAAAUGCUUAGAGUUUAUGUUUCGUGACGGAAUAUUAUUGAAUUUGCACCAUGGUGAAUACAAUUUGACAUGGUAGUUGACAUAUUUCGCAAGUAGUUUCCACGGUGGUAAUUUUGUGUACUUUGUGUGGAAAAUAUCCGUUCGAAAUUUGUGAUUUACGUAGUGCUGUAUUCAGAAGAUUUGUUAUUGUGUAAUCGAUAGUGUUGUGAACAUAGUGCUGAAGAAAGUUAGCUUGCGUUCAGUGAAACAGUUUGUUUGUGAUUUCUGCGCUUUGUAAGCCAUGCUGGUUCGUCAUUUGUACCGUUGGGAGGCUUCCACAUACUUGAUGGCCAAAGGAGCCAACCGAGUAAAUGUUCUCGUCUCAUAAUGGCCAGUUUGAGACCGCGGCUGUUCAGCAUUGCCGCUCACCAUGUUGCGUCCGGAGUCGCCCCUCGCUGACCACCGCAGCCUGCUGCCGCGUCGGCUACUGCCCACCAAAGCGCAGAUUGGGCCGGCGGACAAGUGGAAGAACAGAAGAUCUCUAGAACUAAACCCACCCAAUGAGCAUUCCGGUUACGAUUACCCGAAACUACUUAUAUCGAAAACGACCGACUCGCUAAAUACCGAAUGUCCUCGAAAAAUAAUUAAUAAACAAGAUUCCUCGGACAGCCUUAAACGCGCACUCUUAGCUAAAGAAGAGAAAAAAGCCGCAGUCAAAGAGGCAGACAAGAAGGCUCAGCUUGCGAAACAAGACUCCUGCGAUAGUUUGAAAAAGACUCUGUUAUGUAGGCAGGAUUCGAACGAGAGCGCCAAAAGGAAAGAGGCGGAACUUAAGAGGACACCGAAAGAAGAAGUAAAGAGGUUAAACGAGAUCAAACGCGGUAAUGACAAGAAGGGUUUGCUCGAGACUGAUACAGAUGAGUCGUGUAAACGGAUCUACGAGAGGAGGACGGGGUGCGCCCGCCCGACGCUACCACCGGUGGCAGAGAAAGGCGUCGUUACACCAAACUCCCCAAAUGGCAGCCCAAACACGCCAAGCGUGGCUGCCGUGGCAGAAGGCUUGGCCCGCUGGGGCAGCGGCCUUUUGUCUCCCCGAGAGGAGCCGAGGUUAAAAGCCGCCAGGAGUUGGUACGGCUACGGAACCCUAUCAACAGACAGCGAAAAGAUGGGAGCAGGCGCGAACGGGCCCGGCGGCCGACGCGCACUGGAGUUGAUCCUGAGCGGCGGGCUGAAGUCGCUCGCGCGGCCGGCCAAACCGGUCCGCCGCGCGGCGUCCAGGGACUCGGUGCUGGCUCAACCGCAGCCGCUGCUCGAAGGUCUAAGGAAGUGUUCCACGGUGCUCGCGCUGACUGAGCGCGAGAAGGUGCCGGAGCCGAUCAGGGCGCACAACCGGCUGCGCGCGCCGUCCGUCUGCUCCCGAUGCUCCUCGCUGCUGUCCCUCGCCGGCGCCGGGGGGUCCAGGUACUCGCUGGACGGCGCCGGCGGCGGCUUCGUGCCCGCAGCGCCCAUCAACUGCAAGCUGUGCUUGGAGGACGCCACCGCGGACAAGGUCACCGUCAUCAGCGGCUGCGGAUGCUCCUUCUGCACAAAGUGCAUGCGCGCGUACGUAGAGUUCGAAGUGUGCAACGGCGCGUACGAGGUGUCGUGCCCGGACGCGCGGUGUCGCGUUGGCGCUGCGCUUGCGCUCGACGAGAUCUCUGCGCUGGUGGAGCCCGCUGUCAUGGAGAAACAUCGCAAGUUCCGGCUAAAUCACGAGGUGGCGAUGGAUUCGGGACGCGCGUUCUGUCCUCGCGUCGGCUGCGACACGGUGGUGACGGUGCGGGCGGCGAACCCUGCACACUGUCCCACCUGCCGGCAUGACUUCUGCCACCAGUGCAAUCAGGAGUGGCACGGAGGCCUAUCCUGCGAAGCGGCAGCAGCUUCCUCCUCCAUGGGCGGUGCCGGCGCGCCCUUGCUGCCGGACUCGGAGCUGAUCAAACUCUGCCCCAUGUGCCGGGUGCCGAUCGAGAAGGACGAGGGCUGCGCUCAGAUGAUGUGCAAGAGGUGCAAGCAUGUCUUCUGCUGGUACUGCCUCGCGUCGCUUGAUGAUGACUUCCUUCUCCGCCAUUACGAUAAAGGUCCGUGUAAGAACAAGUUGGGACACUCGCGCGCUUCCGUGCUGUGGCACCGUGCACAGGUGGUCGGCAUAUUCGCUGGAUUCGGGCUCUUGUUGCUGGUGGCGAGUCCUCUCCUACUCCUGGCCGCGCCCUGCAUCGUCUGCUGCAAGUGCAGAUUAUGCAACACAAACACGAAGAAUCUCGAGGAGGUGGACGAGAUUGACAGCAUCAGCCCCGGGAGGGAAGAGGACGAUGGGAUCAGUCGUGCAAGAGAUAGAUAUCUCUCCGACUGACGCACACCGCGCUACUAGGUGAGCAACCACCUGAAAAACAUCACUGUGACACCCUCCUGGGAUGAAGUCUAUAGAUGUCAGUUGAUUAACAGUGGACGUGAUAAUGGCCAACUAUAGAUGUCAGUUGAAAAAGGAUAAGAUAGUGGAAAAGGCCAAUUACUGUUAUAAACGUUUAUGUGGCAGUUGAUUUGAGGUUAUAUGUCACUGAAUUGACGUAAUAUGACGGCCUAUGACAUCUAAAUGUCAAUGUUAGUAAAUCGGUUAUGUGUUUUCAUUGUUGUUAUGAAUAAUGGACAUUAAACAGUAAACGACGGCUGUCAUGUUGAAAAUGUGUUUGACUAGGAUUUGAUUGGAUAGGUUUCAUUAAGACUUAAAUAUCGAUUAAACGAUUGUGACAUGACCACGUAAGGAAAUAAAUUACUGGCAGUUGACUUAUAAUUUGUGUUAAGAAUUAAAUGUGAGUUUAAAACGUUAGACCAAUUGGUUCGGUGUUGUUGUUAAUGGACAUUUGUCAUGGUAAUAAUUCAAUGUCAUGUAAAACUGUUAUCUAUGAUCUAAUGUUAAAUAGAACUUGUUACUUGACGUCACAACAUUAAAAACGUAGGUACUUGACAUGUAUAUGUGAAAAUUUGGAAGUGCAAAAAAUAUGAUGUGAUAUACUUUAAUAUGUAAAAAAGUCGCUUAAAAAUUAUUUGCGUUAUGUUUUAUUUUUAUGUUAAAAAUGGACUGAGCUUUUGUGGUAUGAGCCGUGUGCAAGGCUGCGCGUCUAUUGUGCGUGAACUAAAUGUGGCAAAUUUAUGUUUUUUUUAUUAUCGUUUAAGAGUACUUAGGUUAACUUUUAAAUAUAAAUGCGCGAGUGGUAUGAAUAGACGCACAGCCUUAAUAUUUAUUUAAUCAAAAAUACGGUGUCCAGGACUUCUAAGUACUUAAUGUUCAAGAUUGGGGAAGAUGAAUGUACCAAUAAUAAUUUUGUGACAAAUGCCGUGUAAGCAAUCGUUGUGAGGUAUGUGACAGGAGAAAGACAAUUAAACCGCAGAAUGGUGUUGAUUGAUAUACAAGAAUGCCAAGUUGACAAUAGAUGGUUUCUCAGUUAAUUUGGUCAAAUAAAAAUGAUUACGGCUUCAAGUAGAUAAGUAAAGUGACUUGACGUGUGUUACGGUCGACGCGUACGGACGGACUGAAGACAUUAAUUCCAUAAAUAUGGUAACUAAACUUUAUGCCUUGUACAUAAGGUUGAUAUUACCGCAAAUGAAACGCACCGUUCAAUUCGAAAGGGCGUUCUCAGUUUGUUAUAUUAUCAACCGUAUGAUGAAGAUAUAAGGUAGUAUUUAUUGUAAAAUUGGAUAUAUUCGUCGGCUUUCCGUCCGUCAGCGCUGACCAUAGACAUCUAUAUUUUUGUAAAAGAAGUAUGCAAAGCGUACAAUCGAUUCCCGUUUGUAUUGAUCAUAAAGUAUAGUUUGUUUUUCUUUAAUUUAUAAGUUCUGACUACACCCGGUGUGCAGUUUGAAUGCUAGUUUAUAUGGAAAGCAUUUAAAAGCAUUUGCGAUAUUAUUAACAUUUUAUUUGUUCCGCAAUUGUAAUCUGCGGACGAAUGUUGCCAUUUUCAAAAUAUUUAAAAGAGAAGAUGCAAUAACUGAUAUUGAUUAUCGCUUGCCUAUUUUAGGUUAUUUUCACAUGAAACCAGCAUUCAAACGCUGAACCUAAACUUAUGAAUAGUAACUGCAAUGCAGUGUGAGACAAUGCAUGUAAUUUAUGUUUUUAAUGACUAAGAAUUUGGAAAAAAAAAUAAACAAAAACAAAAUCAAGCACCGCUUCCCGAGUGUCUACACAGAGCCUUACGUAACUUAUUGGUAGUACGAUAAAGAUAUUUAUGAUUUUAAUGUAAAUAAGAAUUUAAUAUUGUACUUAAUAGUUUAGGAUCGAUAGUGUUACUCUUUGUGAUAUUUACGUUCGUUCAGCUCUUUGAUGUCUCUGGUCAGUGGUAAAUUCAUAUAUCUGUAGUUUGAAAAAUCUUUCUGUCAAUGUGGAAUAUGUGGAUAUCAGAUCAUUUCAAAGUAUUUAAAUGGACUUAAGCUUUGCGGCGCACGAAAAAGUAUCUUAUCGCAUUAUAUUAAGACUGCUUCUCGAUACUCUGGCGUUCUAUCGCUGUCGAGUCCUCAGCCUUACCAAACAAUAUGCCAACUGUCAAAACUUAUAUUUUGAUCUCUGCGAAGUUAGUAUUGUUGUAUUUCACUGUCGAUCCUUCGUAGCUUGUUGUAGCAAGCUAGUUAAAGCAUUUGUAGGUGUAAUCAGAAAUAUAUGUAGGGUUAGAAUUAAGAUACGGCGGUCUACUUGCAGCGAUAUUUUAGGGUUGACACCACUAAGAAAGUAUAAAAAUUGUACAGGGAAUAGAAAAAUCAUAAAACUAGCCUAUAGUUAGUAUUUUUCUACAUAGUUGUAAAGAAAUAAUUUUAUAUUUAAUAUCAUUUGUUUUCGUUUCAUCUUGACGUGAACUUGGUUGUGAGUUUAAAAAUGAGAAAUGUUACCAAACUUUCAUAAUAUAUUUUUGAUAAAUAUGAAACAGAAAACAAUGAAAGUACUUUGGACGCAAUGAAUAUUUUAUUAUGUCUUAAGAAAUGUAUUUCUGUCACUCUUUAACAAUUUCUUUCGGUAGAUAAUAGUUUCACUGGGAUAAGAUUGGUAAGCUCAGGUCGGGUAGUUUUGAUUGCAUUUUAUUUGAUUGAAACGUUAUUAUAUCGCUGCGUGUGGGCCGUCGCCUUUAUAAUAAAUUGUCGUGUAAGUUGAUCGUAAAUCAUUCUAUUCUGUAUUAAAAGAAGACUCAUUUGUUCAUCGUGUUUCCUUUCUACAGCUGCCGGUAAACUUUGGACGUCCUGAAGUCAGUUAUUUAAUCCACCAUUUAGCUAUAACAUGCAAGUUUGAUAAUCUAAACUAUUCGAAUAUUAACUGCCUAUAAUAUUACAUAUUGCACUCGAAAGUUAGUAACAUAAAAUAUAUUUUUUAUUGCAUGAAAUUACUAAUUAGUGGGUCAAACAGACCAUGCGCGAGUCAUAAAUGAUGUAUCAUAUAACAAACAAGUAUUUGCAUUACUUCGAGUGACAUGAACUUAGCAAUUAUUGCGAAUAAUUUGAACCAUCACGUGCUACGCCCUAUGCCACCCUUUUUCUGAACUAACUACGCCAAUUGUAACAAACUUCAGAGCGACUAGACUUUCGGCAGGUGUAUCGUUAAACUCAAAUAUGAAAUGCUGCGAUGUGAUAUUGGCUGGUCAAUUUUUAAUGUACGAAAUGGGUCGUUUCAUAUCUGUGUCUAACUGAAUCAAAGUGAAUGUAAAUAGAGAAACAAACUUUAUCUUUUGUUAUUAAAAUGUACUUCUUUAUUUUUGUGUUGACCUCGAUGGACGUUUUCUGUUACUAUAAUAAACGAUUUAAUAAAGUUUUUUUUUUCUGAUAAAUCUCAAAA
Manduca sexta (tobacco hornworm) is the source of this 5976-nucleotide messenger RNA. RefSeq names its product probable E3 ubiquitin-protein ligase RNF144A. The record is from RefSeq and is a predicted model, not a curated record. Gene Ontology annotation, molecular function: zinc ion binding; ubiquitin conjugating enzyme binding; ubiquitin protein ligase activity. NCBI's taxonomy places the organism in Eukaryota, Metazoa, Arthropoda, Insecta, Lepidoptera, Sphingidae. The transcript is spliced from 12 exons. Gene Ontology annotation, cellular component: cytoplasm; ubiquitin ligase complex. Gene Ontology annotation, biological process: ubiquitin-dependent protein catabolic process; protein polyubiquitination; positive regulation of proteasomal ubiquitin-dependent protein catabolic process. The coding region runs from base 559 to 2517 and encodes 652 amino acids.